This is a messenger RNA of Aspergillus eucalypticola CBS 122712, 1532 nucleotides long. It is a transcript of the gene gliC, whose product is annotated as cytochrome P450 monooxygenase gliC. Gene Ontology annotation, molecular function: iron ion binding; monooxygenase activity; heme binding. Lineage: Eukaryota; Fungi; Ascomycota; Eurotiomycetes; Eurotiales; Aspergillaceae. The transcript is spliced from 3 exons. The record is from RefSeq and is a predicted model, not a curated record. The coding region runs from base 1 to 1530 and encodes 509 amino acids.
AUGAAUACGACAAUUCUUUUCGCGGGCCAGGCUGUCCUCAUCGUGGCCACCCUGGUGGCCGUCAAAUUCCGCACACCCUUAACAAAUACGGUAAACCGUUUGAUCUCUGCUGUUCUUCGGGUCCAUCUUGCACGUCGCUUUCCCGUACAUCAUGUCGACGAUAACAGUCCGCUGCCCACCCUGCCGUACCAGUGGCCUGAUGGACAAGGUGAUGGGGCCAAAUUCUUGCAAGGUCAGAGCAACUCAGAGCGCUGGGAGCGACAGUUUGGAGCCAUCUACCGUCUCUGGUCCGGCAUGAACCCAGAAGUCGUGCUUACUCGUCCCGAACACAUCCAAGCUGUCUUCAAGGAUUCGCACACCCACCUCAAAGCCAAGAACAACAACUCGGGAUAUCUACUUGGUGAACUGCUAGGCCAAUGUGUCGGACUGGUCAGUCAGGAUCAAUGGCAGCGCGUGCGGGCCAUCAUGGAGAAGCCCUUCCAUCGCAACGCCUCAACGACGUAUAUCCCGCUCGUCAAGCGCCGCACGGAGCAAUUUUUCCAGGAACUUUGGGACACCCGCGACCUGUCCCGAGGCUUCCUUGACCCAGCAGACGACCUCAAGUUGCUCCCCUUCCUGGUGGUCGCCGAAGUUGUCUACGGUCGCCUCGCCCCAGAUGUCGAAGCCGAGCUGCGUCGCCUUGCCCCGCAACGCGAGAACCUGAUGAAACAUGUCAUCAAGGGCGGAUUGACUCGUUUCGCUUGGUCGCGUUUCCUCCCCACGCAAGCCAAUCGUGAGCUGGCCGCCUUCCAGCAACGCUGGCUAGCCUUCAACGAGUUGGCACACCGUCGUGCCGUCGAGCAGAAACUCAACGCCCCCAUCAUCGACUUCUUCGCCGCCCGGGAUGCCGGUCAGAUCAGCACCCAGGAACUUCUUCACACGCUCGACGAGAUGCUCUACGCCAACCUCGACGUGACCAUUGGUGGUGUUAGCUGGAACGUGGUCUUUCUUGCCGCAUACCGCGACAUCGCCAAGCGCCUCCGCGAGGAAGUCGAGCAGCAACGCGCUAUCUCCAUAGAUGGCGAAGUCGACGCCUACCUCCUGGACAACAGCACUCUGCUGGCGGCCUGUGUGGAAGAAUCCGCGCGUCUCCGUCCCCUCGCUGCCUUCUCUGUCCCACAAGCCAUUCCCACAGCCAGAACAGUCGGCGGAUACCACUUCCCCGCUGGCACAAACUUCGUGGUGGAUUCGUACGCGCUCAACAUCCGGAACCCCUACUGGGGCGAGGAGCGCCACUUGUACCAGCCGGAUCGGUUCCUGGCAAGGAGCUUAACCCAGGCAAGGUACCACUUCUGGCGAUUCGGAUUCGGGCCGAGGCAGUGCAUGGGCAAGUUUGUGGCGAGUGUGGUGAUCCGGGCGAUCCUGGUCCAUUUAGUAGAGGGAUAUGACCUGCGGAUGGUUAAGCCGGAGGCCAUGGAGGAGUGGGGGAGAAAUAAGGAGAUUUGGAUCAAUCAUCCGGAUAUGAAGGUGGUGUGUGAGAAGAGGGCUUAGAU